GAGAAGUGACAUUCCUGUGAUUUCUCCCAGUGACACCUGUUGCUCCAGUUUCGCUCGCGCGUACAGACUAUUCGUCACUUGACAGGUGAACAUCCAAAGAGGAGUACAGCUUUGAAUAUUCGAGUAAACUUUUUAAAAACUUUUUUAGAUGACAACGACGCCAUGAAAGUAACAGUAACUUUUGGUGGUAUCGCGGUGGUCGUUCCAUGUAAGGAUGGGUGGACAGUGCGAGACCUAAUUCUUCAAGCUACACUGAGAUACCGAAAAGUUCUCGAUCAGGAAGGGGAGUUUGCGGUGCGGACCUACCAACUGAAGUACAGCGACGGAGGCAUCCUGGAUCAGGACGACCUGCUCAGCGACCUGGUGGAGGACCGAGACAAGCCCUGCCAGGGGGUGAGAAGGGUUAACUGGACGAAGGAAAGAUGGGAGGAAAAAAAACGUAAUAGUCUUCCUGGCGCAAUUACCGCCCCGGCGCCCACACCUGUGCCCGUCGUCCUGCGCCCGUCUCCAGCCAGCGGCCCCGACCCCGUUGCCCCCGUUAUGUGAAGAAUCCUCUUUGCGGUGUGUCCUUGGACACUCCCCACCCUCCGCUAACGAAUUACCUUAAUGAAUGGACUCCUCUUGAUUAGGAGCCAAUGUCUCCGAGUCGCCCACUUGAAUAACUCGGGCGAUCGACACUGUCUGAUGCGGCCUUCUCGCGGCAGGAGGGCAGGAGGAGGAGCGUUGCAUCUGCACCCUCCUCAACCCUCCCUCCCACGCACUCUCUCUC
Messenger RNA from Hypomesus transpacificus, 769 nucleotides. Its product is annotated as partitioning defective 3 homolog B-like. Gene Ontology annotation, cellular component: adherens junction; apical junction complex; cell cortex. The coding region runs from base 163 to 546 and encodes 127 amino acids. The record is from RefSeq and is a predicted model, not a curated record. Gene Ontology annotation, molecular function: phosphatidylinositol binding. Lineage: Eukaryota; Metazoa; Chordata; Actinopteri; Osmeriformes; Osmeridae. Gene Ontology annotation, biological process: microtubule cytoskeleton organization; establishment of centrosome localization; cell adhesion. The transcript is spliced from 3 exons.